Messenger RNA from Xenopus laevis (African clawed frog), 3537 nucleotides. It is a transcript of the gene zswim3.S, whose product is annotated as zinc finger SWIM-type containing 3 S homeolog. Lineage: Eukaryota; Metazoa; Chordata; Amphibia; Anura; Pipidae. Bases 359 to 2635 code for a protein of 758 amino acids. The record is from RefSeq and is a predicted model, not a curated record. Gene Ontology annotation, molecular function: zinc ion binding. The transcript is spliced from 2 exons.
GUCACAGUCUCGCGAGAUGGGACUUGUGACGUCAAAAUUAGAUGGCCGUCGGAAGCCAAGGAGCUGGUCAUUUAAACAGCGGUUCGGUAUUGCGGACGGCGUUAAGAAAUUCAGGAGAGUCCCGCGAAAAGCGGGCCUGUUGGUUGACAUGAAGGGCCAGGCGGACAGUCUGCUGGCAAGUUUAUACACCAUUUGAGAAGCAGCCUUUAGACACCCUGCUAUGUGAUAUUCCAUUGGAAUCAUUGGCAGCGUCCUAGGGAGCCUGACCCUUCCGCCCUCAGCUAAUGCCCAUCUCCUUCCGCCUGCCCACCUUAUAUAUAGUGCGUGCGUGUUUUGAUUCGGCGGGGAAGGUACAGCUAUGCUUCUAGGGAGCUGCUUUCUGACGUACGAGGACUUUAAGAAAAGGUUUAGUUCCUAUAAAAAUGACACCAAGAACAGCUUCAGCAUCCACAGCAGCACCUCUGUACUGGAGCACAAUGAGUCCCAAGGAGCCUGUGUGCGAGAGGAUGUCAUAUUCACCCGCUUAAAAUUUUGUUGUUCAAGGAGACAGGAAAAUCCAUGUCCAGCUUACUUCAUACUGCAGUACGAUGAGAAACUGGAUUGCCUGGUGAUAAAGAAUGAAGACUCUGCUCAUGUCCACACUGAGGAAACAGAGGAGCUUUCUAAUGAAACGGAAUCUCUUUCUGAAAAAUUGGAGCCACUCCCUAAGAAACUGUGCAGCGAGAGGCUCUCUUUAACUUGCCCUGAUGAGAAUGCAGCACCGGUUUGUGUUAAAAUGGAAGAUCUGUCAGAGCCAGAUGACUGCCAUGGUGGUUCAGUCAAUGAGACUGACAGUUUUGAGUACACUGUCUCAGAAGCUGCAAUCACAAACUUAACUCAACUGUUUGAAACAUUUUUGUCUGAAGAUUCAGGUGCCAAGGCCGUUAUGACCCUGGAGAAUCAACAGCAACUCAAUCAUGUGGGUUUCCAGACAAGUAAAAUGGGUGUUUUAUUUGAAAAGUAUCCAGAGAGUCUUGUUCUACACAGAGUCACUAUCAAAUCUGGUUACAUCCUAUAUGCUUUCCUGGUUGAGACCAAAGAAAGAGGCACAAAAGUAGUUCACUUCUCCUUUAUCAGAAAGGAAAACACAGACAACUUGCACAAAAUGUUGAGUGUUUUUCAAUACUUCAAUGAAGAAUGGCUAAAAGUAAAAGUGAUCUUUACAGAAAUGUCCUUUGGCCAUACAGCCCUUCUAAAAGAGACUUUUCCUUCUGCACAAAUUUUAUUAUCAGUGUAUCAUAUGGCUCGUUUGAUUGAGCGAAGGAUAAGAGAAUCUGCUUCAACAAAGGACUGGCUUCAGAAAUAUCUAGAUGAUGCAAUAUACAACACAUCUCCAGAGAAGUUGUCACUCCUUGCAGAUAAGCUGCAGGGCAGAGUGGCUAAAGAUCUGUACGCCUUCCUGGAUGCUCACUGGUUUUCCUGUGAAAUGCUUUGGUACAUGCAUGUAAAGAAGGGCUUGCACUCAUGCAGGACCUACAUGGACAGUUUGGAUGUAGUCACCAAAAAAAUACGCAGCUUGCUGAGGAAACAAAGCUCUAUAGAAUUUGGUAUCCAGAAAUUUGUGGAAAAUGCUCACUGUUUUAACAGCAAAAUCUUAUGGAACCAAAGAGAUUCUUCCGGGUCGAGACCCAAAACAUCAUACAGAGUCAACAAAAUGAUCCAGAAUAAGAAACCAUUAGCUGCACCACCACAAGUCUCUUCGCCCAAGGCUUUAACAAUUAUUGACACAGCAAUUCCUAUUAAGAAAGAAGACAAUGCUUCUCCAACUGACUGUCCUAUUGAGCAAGUUGACAAAAAGUUUCCUCCAUGCUCUUCCAGCGAGUUUAGCAAAUGGUUAGUGCAACACGAAAUCAUUUGCAAGAGUGACAGAGAAACUGCAAAAAAACGCAUGGUCCACAACAUUGCACCGUCUUUAAAGGGUCAAGUAAGACCUCAGACUGUAACUGAUACCAUGGCUUUUGCAUUGUGGCAGCACUGCAGUCGUCUUGGCUUUCAACUUUGCCUGAAGGAGUGGGAGGUGGCGAAAGGGGCCACACAUCUUAUCAGUGCAAAGAGUGCGUAUAUCACUGUACAGAUUCUAGAACAACCACAUCAUAUCAGAAAUAAUUUGCGUUCUUGCACAUGUUACUUUAGUGAACGCUACCAGCUGCCAUGUCGGCACAUCUUGAGUAUCCUGUAUGCAAGCAAAAAGCCUGUGGAAUUAUCCAUGGUCUCUGGCAGCUUGCAGAAGAAACACAUGCAGCCCUUGUGUGGUUUGAAGGUCUGGAACAGGUUAUUGCAUUAUACUAAGGAUGAGGAAGAGGCUAAGGAACGACAUCGCAAGAUCCGGACUCUAACUAGGGAACUCUCUAAUCUUCUAUUACAAUGCGGGACUCCUGACUUGAAAACCAGGUGCUCUACUCUGAAGGCUUUGGUAGACAAGUGGAGUCCACCGUCAAAAACAACUGUCAAUGAGAAUUUUACUGAAAUUAACUCUGUAGGACUUCCUUAUCAGUGGGUGAAGAAAGAACCAUCUGAAGGAGAAGAGUAUUCUGGUUGCCAGGAGCUGUGUAGAUUGGAUGUUCACCCAGGUGAAACACUGACUACUGAGAAAUGAAAUAAUUGGAGUGCUCUCUGUACUUACCUCAUAUCUUCAGUGAACUGUGUGCCUGGGCCUUAAUAUCUACAAACGGACAAUGCUGAAAUUGUAUUUAUUACUUGUAAAGAAAAUACAUUUCUUUUUUGUACAUAACUUUUUAAUCUAAUAUAUGUAUAUUUCCUUUAAUAUGUAAAAGUAGCAGGGCUUCUUGCUUAUUGUGCUGUGGUCAGUUUGGUCAGUCCCUGGUCAGGGUAUAUGUUCUGCAGAAAACAUACAUAUACAUUUCAGUGCAGGGUCACUAUUUAUUUCUAAAAGUAACAGAUUAGAAAACUAUAAAACAAAAUUUUUUGUGUAAUAUUGGCCUCAUUUUUUAUAGAAAUCACAACCAGUAGCAUAACUAGAUAUUAUGGGGCGCCACAGCAAAUUAUUUUUCAGGCCCCCAAAAUGUCUAGAGGUUGACCUGUUUUACCAAUAUUUAUUGAUUUGUAUAAUUAGGGUCUCAUGGGGCCCCUAUACCUCUUGGCCCCCACUGCAGCCUCAGGGUCUGCUUCCUCUGUAGUUGCUGGAGCCAGUUAAUAGUCUUUCUAUUCUAGUCAUUUUCAUGACUGUUUAACUAUGCCUUACUUAUGUCUCUUUGUCUUUUACUCUCCAAAAAGUUCAUAUUCAGACUCUGAAGCAAUUCUCUGGUUUUACUAAAGACAAAUAACAUUGUAUUCAAUAUUUGUUUAUUACAAAGAAGCCCUGAAGCUCGAAAUAUUUUAUGUGGUUUGCAUAAUUUAUUCACCACACAUGUACUAUAUACACAUCCCUUAUCCAGUAAAUUCCAAACUAUGGGAAGCCCAUCUCCCUUAAAGUCUAAUUUUUAAAAAAAAAAAAAUUUAAUUUUUCUCUGUAAUAAUAAAGCAGAACCUUGUACUGAU